AUGGCUUCUACCACGCAAGCAAAUGGAUCUGCUAACCGACGCAUGAAUGGCAAACCAACUGCCAUGGGUGGAUUAGAGAGUGAGAUUGUCCAACUCAACCUGGACAUCAAAAAUGCAAAGCACGAUCGUAAAAAUGAUAGCUUCCAUGGAGAUCAGCUCAUUGGUGACAAAGUAACAACACAAGUCGGUCUACUAGAUGACAUCCGUCGCAUUGUUGUGGCUAAAAAUCUACCUGCGAUUGGCAGCGCCAUAAGAGGCAUGCUUCCGGGUGCCAAAACAGAUGUCAAAGCUCUAGCUGUUAUUGCCGGAUCUAUGUCCAACGACAGCAAGUCUCGCAAAUCGAUGGUCGACCAACGAGUCAAGGGUCUUUACAAUAAGAUGCUGCACCCGCCACUGACCUAUCUGGGAGAUGCGUUUCAAUACCGGCAAGCUGACGGCAAAUACAACAAUGUCAUGAGCCCGCACCUUGGACAAGCUGGUGCACCAUACGCUAAGACAGUACCUUCGAAGACACAUCCUCUAGGAGCUUUGCCUGACCCUGGUGAUUUGUUUGAUAGAUUGUUAGCUAGAGAGGAUGGAGGUCGAAACAGCACAUCCGGACUCUCAAGCAUGCUGAUUUACCAUGCCACGAUCAUCAUCCAUGACAUAUUCCGUACCAACGACAACGAUAAGAACAUUUCCGACAGUUCAUCGUAUCUGGACUUGUCCCCUCUCUACGGAUACACGAUGGAGAUGCAGCGCAAAAUCAGAGACGACGAGUACAAGCUUGGCCUAUUGAAACCGGACGUGUUUGCCGAGGACAGACUGUUACGACAGCCGCCUGGUGUAUGUAUCAUGCUCGUCAUGUACAACAGGUACCACAACUAUGCUGCGACUCAACUUCGGCGCAUCAAUGAGAACGGCAGAUUCUCAGUGCCGAGCAAGUACACCGGUACAAAACUGGAAGCAAUGGCACGAAAAUGGUAUAAAGGGAACAAAGAUGAACAGUUUGCUGCCAAUCUCAAAAAGUACAACACAGCUUGGAAAGCCAACCAAGCUAAAAAGAAUGACGUCCAGGCUAUGAAAGACGACCAGCACCUGGAGGACUGCACUAAGACCUUGGAAGACUAUAUCGCUCAGUCAGGGCCAAGUGACCAGGAUCGCAAGGAUUUCGGAACACUAUACGAUGCAGCCUGGGACAAGCUCGACGACGACCUAUUCAAUACCGCUCGUCUCAUCACCUGCGGAAUGUACAUCCAGGUGGCUAUUCAUGACUACCUCAGAGCUUUGAUGGGCUUCCACCAGUUCAACACCAAUUUUACACUCGAUCCUCGAAGCGAGAUUGACCACAAGAACGUGUCUCGUGGAAUUGGAAACCAGGUAACAGUGGAGUUCAACUUAUUGUAUCGUUUCCAUUGCGCUAUAUCUCAGAGAGAUGAGGCGUAUACAGAAGAAUACAUCAAAGCUGGUUUUCAUGUCAAAGAUGCUAAAGAUGUCUCUGUCAAGCAGUUCAUCGAUGCCACGAAGGACAAGAAGGCGUACGACGAAGCUCACCCUGUCGAGCCGAAGGACCAAACUUUUGGUCUUUAUGAUCCAAAACACCACUUUGCACGUGAUCCAAUCACUGGAUUGUUCAAUGACGCAGACAUGAUCAAGGAGCUAACAAGCGCGAUGGAUGAUCCUAUCUCGAACUUCGGUCCUCGAAACGUGCCAAGGUGUUUGAGAGCAGUCGAGAUCAUGGGUAUCAUGCAAGCACGAAAAUGGGAGAUUGGCACAUUGAAUGACUUCCGAGAAUUCUUCGGUAUGACCAGGCACCAGACAUUCGAGCAAGUCACCAAGAACGUUGACAUUCAGAAUGCCCUGCGUGAUUUGUAUGAACAUCCGGACAAGAUUGAGCUCUAUCCUGGUGUAUUCUGCGAGUCUGACAGCACCAUGAAUUUGGAUCCUGGACCAAGCGAUCUGAACGCUGCUUUAUGGGGCGCCAUCUUCUCAGAUGCGAUCACGCUUGUGCGAUCAGACCGUUUCUACACGGUGGACUGGAACACUAACUCCCUCACCUCAUGGGGCAUGAAGGAGGUCACGGCAGAUAACGAUAUCUGCAAGAGUUCUGUCUUCCACCGUUUGAUUCAGCGAGCAUUUCCUGGUUGGUUCCCAUACGACUCGAUCAGGUUCUUUCAUCCCUUCUACACUUCACAGCAGAACGCUAAAUUUGCAAAGGAGCAAGGCUAUGCGGCAGACUUCAAGAUGUCUCCAGAGCCUAAGAUUGAAGGGAAUGGCAAUACAGUCUUUGAUGUGGCCGCUUCAGAACCUAUGAAGCCAGUCAAGCCUUUGUAUCUCGCAGAGGCUGACAAGAUUUCUCUUGUUAUAGACAACCCACAUGACUUCAUUCACCCUGCCUUCAAGAAUCCUGCCAACUUUCCCGAGGUAAUGCAAGGUCUAUUCAAGCAACAAGCUGGGAAACGGAGACAGACGCGGACAGCGACAUUGCCGAAAGACCAGGUACACGAGGAUCUAGACGGCAUCAUGAAGUACUUCACCAAACUUAUGCGGAACAUCAUUAAAAGAGAGUCCAUCACGAUGAAACCAAACACAUAUCAACUUGAUGCGACAAGAGAUUUUGCCAUACCUGUGACUACCCAAUAUGUGGCCGACUUCUUGGGCUUCGGCCAUCUCAUUCGCAAUGCAGACAAUCCCCAUGGGCUGUACUCCGAGAACGAUAUCUAUCAGCACAUCACUAACUGCCAGAUCUUCCUCUCGUACAAUGCAGACGAAACCAAACUUUUCAAACGACGUAAGGCGUUCAAGAUUUCACUUCAAUUCCUCUACGACUUGACUCUGGACGGCAACAUCUAUGAGGCCAGCAGAUCAGGCAUCGGCCAAUACCUCUUCGGAAGGAAGCGUGACAAUGCCAUGAUUGACUUGGGAUUUGAGGUUGCAGAGCACAUUCACAAGUUUGCGUCGAGCCGAGUUGAGGCUGCCACCAUUCUCGUGUUUGUUGGACUUCAUACUGCCUACAACUCUGUCCUAGCGUUCACGUCUGUGCUCAACAUGUUCUUCGCUGAGAUGUAUGACUAUGCCAAUGCCGACUCGAUACCCGCAAAGACGCCAACGUGGCAGAAGGUGCAAGAGCUUGCUUUCAGUGAGACGAAGAACAGCUUCGAAGAGCUCAUGGAUCUUGUUCUCCAGGCUGAACGUACUGCCAUACGGCUACCAGUUGUACGUACAGCCACAAAAGAUCGUACGGACCUCAACGUCAAGGCGGGAGAAACCGUCAUUUGCGAUAUUCAUAGAGCCAAUACCGAAGCUCUCAAGGCUGGCAAGAAGACCUUCCUGAACCACAAGUCAAGCGCGACGGAGAUGAUCGCCGAUUACGACCCUAAGCGAAUUGCAGCCAUGAGUGUUCCAGUCAUGAUCAAAGUUAUCGCUCAAAUGAAGAAUCCUCGACGAGGUCAUGAUGCUCAGGGUCUACUGAAGAAAGUGAGGCUCGAUGCAUCAUCUGAAGGCUACUCAAAUUUCAUGGCUCCCAUGAGAAUACAAAGAAUUGCACAUGAAUCAUCAGGUGUUGCUGGCAGUAUUUACACGGAAAAGAUCUUGAAACCAGCAACAGACACUUACUUGACUCCCGAAUGGGAUGAAAUGGUACCUUUCCCUAACACCUGGAAGAUUCGCUUCGAUGGUUUCGGUCCAUCGAACUACAGGAAAGAAGGUAGUGACAACGUGUACGGACAGCUUGCACGACCCCCUAUUGACGAAGAUGCACUCUGUGCGCCGCCAUUUUAUCAGCCUCAAGGUCCAAGUCGGUACGGAGGUAGCUUUGGGGUAUGUGACGGCAAGACGCCUGCUGAACUGGAGGCGACUGUGGCUACUGGGUGUCAUAUGUAA
This is a messenger RNA of Lithohypha guttulata, 3861 nucleotides long. RefSeq lists its product as uncharacterized. The record is from RefSeq and is a predicted model, not a curated record. Lineage: Eukaryota; Fungi; Ascomycota; Eurotiomycetes; Chaetothyriales; Trichomeriaceae. Bases 1 to 3861 code for a protein of 1286 amino acids. The transcript has 7 exons. Gene Ontology annotation, biological process: response to oxidative stress. Gene Ontology annotation, molecular function: heme binding; peroxidase activity.